AUGGCUUGCUUCUUGUUUGCUCUCCUAUGGCUGGAAUUUCUCAGUUUGUCGUCUGCUCUUCUGGAACCGAUUCCUUUUCCAACCGAAUUACAAGAAUGCUACAAGUACCGCUCCGAUAACGUGACGUCAUCAGCCGAGUCUGCAAUCUACAUUCAGAACACAUGUUACAGGAGCUUCUUAACCGACCAGAUGACCGAUGGAAAAGUUUGGUCUGGAGAAAAUCUCACACAGGAAGGUAUUAACUACAUAGAUAGCUUAUUCCGACGAAUUCUGGCGGAAGCUGAUGAAGUUGAAAAGUACAAGAAACUAGGAGGACGUCAGAAAAGACAAGCGUCUACUACUCGAACACGACGUGAAGUGCGCAGUCCUGGCGCUUAUCAGCCAUACGUUAACUGUGUUCAACGGCUUCAAACCGAGAGAGUGGAACCAGCCAGUGCAGGACGGAACACUUACCAAACCCUGGCCGUCUUUCACUCAGGAAGCACCCUGGGGAGAGCACACAAUGGACCAGCCUUCCUCCCGUGGCACAGGAUUUAUCUUUUACUUAUGGAGACUCAAUGUGGAGCUGCAAUACCAUACUGGGAGUCGGGGUUAGAUCACGACAUGGUGGACCCUACAACAUCCGUCCUCUGGAGCGAUCGGUAUUUUGGAAAUGGCGACGGUGAGGUCAUGAAUGGACCAUUCCGAGACAUGAGAACUAUUCUAGGAACACCUCUCAUUAGAAACUACGGAACUGGUAAUAGUGCUUUAUUCACAAAAGCUGGUGUGCGGGCUGUUCUUAGCCGAAGACGAUUCCAAGAUAUCUCCGAACCACUACCCCGUGGUAAUAUCUACAGUCUGGAACGGCAUCAUAAUGGUCCUCACGUUUGGGUUGGAGGACAUCUUUCAGCUCUUAACUCUGCAACCUGGGAUCCGGUCUUUUUCAUGCAUCAUGCAUACGUCGAUGCUGUUUGGGCCCGAUUUCGGCAACUGCAAAUCCAGAGUGGUAUUAACCCUGAAACAAAUUACCCAUCAACUUCACAACGUGGACAUCGUCGUAAUGACGUGAUCAGCUUCGGGACUUUGUUUGAAAGAGUUACAAAUAUUCAAGCCAUGGCUAAUCGUUUUGCAAACCUUGUGACAUACGAGGCGUUUCCUGUUUGUGAAAAUAACUGUAACAAUAGUCCAGAUCUGUAUUGCGAUCAGAAUAGGCGUGUUUGUAUAUCGCGUGCUCGGGCAAAUUCACCGGCUACUGCCAGUGGUUUUGUUGCCAUGGGUGCCGCUCGUGGAGUAAGUCUGGACAUGCAUUCACAAGCGCUUGACAGGGCCAUGGCAAGAGGACCUCUUCCGGUCGGGGAAAAGUUUAGCGACUCUCCGUUCCAUGACAUUCGUAACCGCCCUGACAACUUGGGAACGGCUCGUGUUGCCACUCAAAUCAGGAGAGCGCAUUCUCGGGUCCGAAGACAUUCACGACGCCGACGAAUGCAACGUCGACGCGUGCGACGCGUGCGACGCGUGCGACGCGCUGCUCCCCGAAAUGCAACACUUCAAGACAACCAUCUUCAGUCUGUAUCUGCUCUUGAACGGUCUUUUACAAAUACGUUUAUAAUUGACGGAGUUGUGGAUGUAAAACGUUGGGUUUAUAUUCCUGUACAUGUCAUUUAUAGCAGAUCUCAAAACGUCCAAGAAAUCGAUCCGACAUUGUUUGGAACAGUUGACCAAAUCGAAGACACAUGUCAGACUGCUCACUCGGGUGCUUCCAAAGUGUUUGUCACUUCCAAUGGUCUGAACUAUUACGGGAUGUAUACGGAAUAUGCUAUCAUAGACAACAGACAACCAGUAUACACUACCACGAUGACGGUAGGAGUCAAGAAUCCGGAAUACGGCACAGGAGAGACGUUGUUUACAGCCUACGAUUCGUGUGGUAGACCUUGCCGACCUCUUUGUCUGACUUUCGUUACCGGUCAGAGGAACAACAAGGGUUGCUCCGGAGCCUUUAGAGUCUCCACGUCUUCCCCUCAGAUGUACUCCAUUACCUAUAGUGAUGCGUUGAACUCUACCCUGGUGACAUAUAGUCAGAUAGAUACCCAUGCGGACUUUUCGGCCCCCGCUCUAGCAUUUCUGUGUGACAACAGUAAUACCUGGCCUUGGGAUUACUGAUAAUUCCAUGUUGAAACCAGAGUAAAGCAUCUUUAGUCUUCAUUAAACAGACAUAACAUCUUUUUAACACGACCAAUUGUUCUUAAUUACGUGCAAGGACAUUUGAAGUACAUACUUUCAAUGAAAUUUGCUUUGCUAAAAACAAUGUUA
This is a messenger RNA of Magallana angulata, 2289 nucleotides long. RefSeq names its product tyrosinase-like protein 1. NCBI's taxonomy places the organism in Eukaryota, Metazoa, Mollusca, Bivalvia, Ostreida, Ostreidae. The coding region runs from base 1 to 2139 and encodes 712 amino acids. The transcript is spliced from 4 exons. Gene Ontology annotation, molecular function: oxidoreductase activity. The record is from RefSeq and is a predicted model, not a curated record.